This is a messenger RNA of Anopheles nili, 2903 nucleotides long. It is a transcript of the gene p130CAS, whose product is annotated as breast cancer anti-estrogen resistance protein 1. The coding region runs from base 1 to 2652 and encodes 883 amino acids. Lineage: Eukaryota; Metazoa; Arthropoda; Insecta; Diptera; Culicidae. The record is from RefSeq and is a predicted model, not a curated record. Gene Ontology annotation, biological process: cell migration; cell surface receptor protein tyrosine kinase signaling pathway. The transcript has 6 exons. Gene Ontology annotation, cellular component: cytoplasm; plasma membrane. Gene Ontology annotation, molecular function: protein binding.
AUGGAACCUGCGCCAACCGGUAGUGUGUUUCCGGUGCGACCGUCUCUGGACCAUUUGCUUGCGAUGGGAGAGGAUGAUGAGGAUGAUGAACAGCAGGAGGAAAAUACAUCGACUGAUGUCAACUCGCCUUUGAUGGAUGAAACGAUACAAAAGGAGAUGCAGCCCAACGAGGACGAGAAACCGGCAGUUGAGAGUAAAGCUGCAGAUGACGAGGGUGAGGACGAAGACGAUGGGGCUUCGGAAAUGACGGAACCACAGGAACAGCCGGUAACGCAACAGUGUGCGACUAAGGAGCAGAAACUGAUGGCCAAGGCAACCUUCGACAACAUCGCCGAAAGCACGGAUGAGCUCGCCUUCCGCAAGGGCGAAAUACUGACCGUCAUCGAAACCGACACCAACGGGCUCAAAGGAUGGUGGCUCUGCCAGCUCCGAGGUCGUCAGGGUAUCUGCCCAGGCAACAGACUAAAAAUUGUCCAAUCGCACGACUCGGGCUGCUUCACGCUGUCACCUGCCUCGUCUCCAUGCCCGACGAUCGAUUCGACCACGAACCUCAACAGCCCGAUACCGAGCGAGAUCUACGAGAACACGUCGCUAUGCAGCAGUACUAGCACCGGAAGCCAGCGGCAGGGCAAACGACGCUCGUGGCACAUCAUGCCCAACAAGGUUCUCACGCCGCAAAAAUGUGGAGACGUAUAUCUGUAUGAUCUGUUGCCACCGACGUCGGCGCGCGUAUGCUCCAGUGGUCCUCCAUACCAGCAACAGCAUCCCCAUUCAGCUUCUGCAGACGCCCUCGAUACAUACGACGUGCCGAAGCCGGCCAUUCCCAUAGGGCACGGUGGACCAACGACUCCGGGAACCGGGUACGAUCCCCAGCAUCAUUCACACCAUCGGACAACGUGGAACCGGACGCCAUCACACCCAUACGGCAGUGGCCAUCCUUUGGCCCAACAACUGCAACAUUAUCCUCCAUCUGCGCUGUCCUCACCAUCGCCAUCAUCCUCACUAAGCUUCCCGCAUCCACAUCCUUCCGGACACCACCAUCAUCAUCAACACCAUCAUCAACUGCACCAGCAGUACCCACACUUGCCACCCGGUGCAUACAGGAUGGAGGAAUCCUAUGACGUACCGCGGCCUCUGCUCUCCCAGCAGCAGCACUUGACGCCAAGCAGCUCCAACUCGUCGUUGCUAACGUCUGAAAGCUUCAGCUUGUCGUCCUCGAACCGUUCCUCGCUGGCCAACAUGCCCGAUUAUGACGUACCACGUCGCAAUCCGGUGUCGGUGCGUUCCACACCCCCACCACCAUCGUCGGCUGCUGGACAGGGAGGACCGGGAACGCCCAGUUUCACAACUAGCCAUCAUUCGAUGUCGAUGUCCUCCUUUAGCAGCAUGUCGACGUAUGAUGUGCCACCAUCGCACAUGCACUCUUCUGGUGCUAACGCAAGUGGGUACGUUUCGGGCAAACUCCACCAGCACCAGCCGGUGAUACCGAAGGAGCUACCACUGGAACUCUCUUCCGCUCUGGAAACGCUCGCGAGACUGCAGAACGAAGCCACGACAGCCGUUACUAGGUUACUCUCAUUCGUUUCUCCGAAUUGGAGGGUGAAGGAAAAAUUAGAUCCCAUCCUGAUGGACCUGAAGCUAGCAGCUGUACGACUACGAACUGCUUUGCACGACCUUGCGGAGUUCGGCGAUGGGGCCUUGGGUAAUGCGACUAAGGCAGAGGACAAAGGGUUGGCACAGAAGUUGAAACCGCUCGUAAAGGCACUGCGCGACGCGGAUAAACUCGUACACGAAGCAUCCCAAAAUCUGGAUGGUCAGGGCUGGACUCUCGUGACACUGCAACGUCCCGAAGCGACGCAGAAGUUACAGCAACAGCUGCCUCCAGACAGUCUCGAUCAGCUGAUCGCAUGUGCGCAAACGCUCACCGAGGACGUCCGUCAGACCGCGUCCUUCAUUCAGGGCAAUGCGACCCUACUUUUCAAGCGUUCGCAUUCGACUCCGCACACGUCCGCCGCGACCACACCUCAGACGCCGACGGGUGCUGGGAAAGGAGUGGGACCAGCUGCUGGAGGCGAGUGGCCCGAGGACUACGAUUACGUCAGUCUCGAAUCCAAAGAGGCGUCUGCUCGAACAAAUGCCGAAAUCCGGGACGCGCUGCCAAACGAUCUGAAGAAGAACUUCGAGAACGUGGUGCGUAAUGCGGCUGAUGCGGCCGCAGCUACGGUGGCAGAGAAGCCGGAAGCGCUCGACCCGAACGACAAGUCCGUGCUGGUGUACUACGCGUCACAGACGGUCACGCACAUGGGCUACCUCACGCAGGCGAUCGAUGCGUUCCUGCAGACGGUCGAACACAACCAGCCACCGAAGUUCUUCCUCGCGUACGGCAAAUUUGUGGUGCUGAGUGCCCACAAUCUCGUCAACAUCGGUGACAUCGUGCACCGGAACGUGUCACGCGAGUGCAUCAAGACACGUGUGCUUUCGUGCGCGGAUGCCCUCUCCGAGGCGCUUAAGACAUGCGUUGCGAAGACGAAGAAGGCUGCCCAGAACUUCCCCAGUGUCACCGCCGUGCAGGAGAUGGUGGACUCCGUCGUGGAUAUUUCGCAUCUAGCCAGCGAUCUGAAGAUCGCCAUGCUGGAAGCCGUUCAGCAGUAGGGAGGAAAUGGGGAGAACUAAAGCGUUCCUUAAAGCCAACAAAAGCGAGAUCCCGAAGACGCGAGUGUAGCAAAAAUAACAAGUAGAUCUCAAGGGGUUUCUCGGGUUGCUCUUGUUGUAAUCGAACAGUACUUGACUGCAAAAGGAGGAUAGAGUUGACUCCCGAACGAUCCGGGAAAUUAUUCAAGUCGGCCACGUGUGCGCAUACGCAAGCGAACUCACGUGCGCAGCAAAUGCCAAAUAUAGCAGAA